AUGCGGCCCUGCGUUUUCCCCCUGGUCCUGAGCGUUGCUUCUGCAGCUCUUGCAUACGAUCCGUUGCUUGGGUUCAACGAUUUUGUGGAAGUUGAGAACCGUACUCUCGAUGAGAUCUAUCAAGAAGCUCUGAAGGAAGGAGGGGUUGUAACUGUCUGGCACGGAGGAGAUGAGGUGCAUCAGCAGGACGGCCUCAAGCAAGCCUUUGAAGCACGCUUCCCAGGCAUGACGCUCAACCUUACCGUCGACCUUUCGAAGUACCACGAUGUCAACCUUGAUAGGCAGAUCGCUACGAACGAUUUGUACGUGGAUAGCAUAAUACUCCAGACGCUGAACGACUAUCCCCGAUGGAAGUCACAAGGAGCUCUGCUCCCUUACAAGCCCUCCGGCUGGGAGCAUGUGUUUGGCGACUUCAAGGACCCUGACGGUGCCUACACUGGUCUCUUCAUCUACAGCUGGUCCAACGUCUGGAACACCGACUAUGUGGACAACGCCGCUGCCCCCAAAGAAUUCACAGACUACCUGAAGCCUGAGUUCAAGGAUAAGCUUGUUCUGACCUAUCCCAACGACGACGACGCCAUCCUCUUCGCCUUCGAUUUGAUCAUGAAACAAUACGGCUACUCCUGGUUCGACAAGCUCCUAGCACAAAACCCUCGCUGGGUCCGCGGCACAGCCACGCCCGCCACCGUCGUCGGUUCUUCGAACGGAUCCUGGACCGCGAGCUUCACCACCACGCUCGGCGGCUCCGUCACCGCUCCGUACAACAUCUCAUACCCCGAGUCGGGCACAUUCGUGACGUGGCCGCAGACGGGUGCCAUCCUCAGGGGCGCUCCGCAUCCUGAGGGAGCGAAGCUGCUCCACUCGUUCAUGCUGUCGGAGGAACGCCAGCGCACGAUGGGAGUGUGGAGCGUGCGCACGGAUAUCCCGGGCCCGGCAGGCCUGCCCAAGGUUCUGGAUAUGCCCGGGACGGAUCCCACGCUGUUCGGCAAGUGGAUGUCGGACCGUGCGGCGGUUGAGAGGCUGCGGUUUUUCUUUGAAGACCGUCUCGGACCUGCGGACGCUAUCAGCCCCCUAAACGAUGAUAUCUAA
This is a messenger RNA of Lasiodiplodia theobromae, 1089 nucleotides long. RefSeq names its product ABC-type fe3+ transport system protein. The record is from RefSeq and is a predicted model, not a curated record. The coding region runs from base 1 to 1089 and encodes 362 amino acids. Lineage: Eukaryota; Fungi; Ascomycota; Dothideomycetes; Botryosphaeriales; Botryosphaeriaceae. The transcript has 3 exons.